This is a messenger RNA of Pocillopora meandrina, 2867 nucleotides long. The record is from the annotation of a GenBank genome assembly. Lineage: Eukaryota; Metazoa; Cnidaria; Anthozoa; Scleractinia; Pocilloporidae.
GCAUUUUAGAGUCGCAAAGUAGACGGCAGCGGAAACUUUUACAACAAUGGGUUGCUCGCGAAACUUUCCUCGAGGUAAAAUCGAGCAAAGUAUUUCGAUUUGCUCGGACAAAAUAGUGCUUUCUGAAUGGCAUUCAUCACGUUAAUUUUGAUCAAUAGCAGAGUUUUCACCCAAUAGGUUUUAAUUAUCUCUUGCAGUUGGCCUAAGUGACGCAUACUAUGCGGAUUUCUGGUUGGCUGUAUUCGCCGAGUACUUGGCAACUUUCUUCUUCAUGUUUGCAGUUUCGGGUUCCUCAUUGAGAUGGGAAGGCGCACCUACUAUUUUUCAACAAGCUCUCGUCGCCGGGUUUGUCACAGCUUCAAUGAUUCAGGCUCUCAGAUCUGUGAGUUUGCCUCUUGUACAUGCAAAUCCAGUUGUGUCACUUGCUGCUUUCAUGAACGGAGAUGCUGGUUUCAUACAAAUGAUUUGCUCCGUUUUGGCGCAGUUUUUCGGAGGUAAUUCAACAUUUAUCGCGUUCUUUAAUCCUUAGCGCAAAUCAGUUUGUUGAUAAGCCCAGGCAGUUCAUCAACAAAUUCACCUUGUUUGGGUUGUUCAUAGUGGGGUAUCAAAAUUUGGGAGAAUCGCUUGACCUCUAAAAUGCAGUACUUUUGAUUUUCAAGGUGUAACUUAAAUAUGCACUCUUUAAACUGGAAUUAACUGCUUAUACAAACUUACCGUAAAUUUUAAGUUAAGCACGAAAACAUUCAGAUACUUAGAUCAAAUGAACUUGCCUCUUCUAACGACCAUGGCAUGUUAAGUAUAUACCAUGUAUCCGGCUGAUUGACAUUUUGUACAAAAAUUCGAUCUUUACUGAGAGCGAAAUUUACCAAACAUCGCUGCAACUCUCUGUCUUGUUGGUCGCAUAAUUUCAAUUUACUAUCUUUACUUAGUUCGUAUAGUGUGAUCGUCCGGGUGAGUGUAGUUCUGAAAAGAACUGUUGCUGGUGACUGACGUUUCGACAACCUGUGCGGAAGUCAUCUUCAGAGUCAAGUGGAGUCAAAUGACUCUGAAGAUGACUUCCGCACAGGUUGUCGAAACGUCAGUCACCAACAACAGUUCUUUUAGAACUACACUCACCCGGACGAUCACACUAUACGAACUACUGAUACUCCUGGGUUCAAACCAUUUACUUUACUAUCUUUACAUAGGUACCACUUCGCGUGGAUGACACGAAACUCGUUUUCGUUGAUGAAAUAUUCUUAAAUUAGCCGAAUUAUAAGAAACCAAUCUGACUGAAAAAGAAAAAAUAACAGAAAUCUCGCUCAAACAAUUUAUUUCUAAACCAAACAAGGAUAAUAAUAUGAUAAUAAUUUUCAAGGUUUUGGAGUGUUUCAGCGUGGUUUUAUCGCAAUCCAUAAAUUUGUCACUGGCUUUAACCUUUAAGGCUGCAAUGGUGACAUUUUGUAUCUUAGUAUUUAUUCAUAUAUUUAUUUACCUAUUUAUAUACUAUUUAUGACCCAUAGCCAUAACUGGAACUGGUGUCGUGAUGGCAAUAAGCCCUCAACACGCCCGAGGGAAGCUGGGGGCGACUAUACCGGCAAAAGAAGUGAGUGGUUUCCAGUCCUUCGGCAUGGAGUUGGUUCUGACGUUACUACUGGUACUGACUAUGCUGGCUUCCAUUGAUGCCAAUAAACACGCAGCUCGCAGGGAUUAUGGGACUGCUGCCGCCAUGGGCGUGGUCGUCACGGGCUGUUAUCUCAUUGCGGUAGGGUUCUAUCGCGAACGGAUUGUAUUGUCCUUUAUUCAACAUCACUUUGUCAUUGACCGAAAGACUCGCUUCACGCUCGAUACAAAUAAGAUUGAAAAUUAGAACCCUUUUCGAUUUGCUUACUUGCGUUUUCUUAUUCUUAAGGCUUUUUUUAAUUUUUUUUUCUCCGAUUGUGAUAUGAUAUUGGCUACAUAUGAAAUCAAACAUACAUCACUUGAAUAGCAAGCAAAAAUUUCUACACAAUUUACGAUAUUUUUCCCUUGUCCUUAGCUACCGCUGACCGGUUGUGGACUAAAUCCCGCAAGAUCCUUGGCUCCUGCUAUUUUCACAAACUCUUGGGAACACCAUUGGGUAAGUACGCUUUCAUUUACUUUGAAAAGGACCUUCCUACAUCCAUUCGGAGGAGAAGAGGUCAGAUGGUCAUAUCUAGGUUAGAAUCUAAACUGGGUCUUUGUACAGCGUUUUUAGGGGGAAAACUUGUUGAAUAAAUUCCAUGUUGCCAUGCGUCUGUUGAUGAGUGACUGCUAGAUGACGUCUGAAAUGAAGUAAGAACAAACAGGCAGCCUACGAUGCGCAGCCGAGUGUGUCACUGAUGUUCUCAUCAAAUAUGAAAUUUCUGUAAUAUAUUACACGACAGACGCACGGAAAAACGAAGUCUAUUUGUUUUAUAUGAUAAGAAGGCAGGAUUUUGUCAAUGGUAACGCCAUCUGUGCGUCUGUCCUCUAAAAAAUCAUAAGUAAGAACAAAUCAAAAUGCCUGCGUAGUACAGGCGACCAUAUACAAGACUUUACUCACCCAGCUUUUUUUUUUCGUUUCUAGGUUUACUGGGUAGGGCCAAUCUUAGGCUCUCUGUUGGCAACGUUUCUCCAUUGUCUCUUGUUUAGGAGACGUGAGUAUAAUCGACAAUCGCCAACUCCUCAGGAUGAAAACGAGUACGACGAUGUUUUAUCAUCUUAAACUGUAAAAAUCUUUUUGAUCAUCCAACUCCUACGUAGCACAGCUAUUUCGGAGUCCUAUAAAUAACCGCAAACUUAUUUUUGUUCUUGAUGAGACUAUGUUGGCAGUAUAUAUCUUGCGUCUUAUAACAUAAAGUUGAUAACCGACAUAUCCUGGUUCGCUA